CACCCUGUUCCUCCUCGGGCGUUUCUCCCCUCAACCCGGAAUUCCAGGGACGAGGAGCACCCGGACGGGCCUGCAUGUCCCUCACCCCCAUCCCAUAGAAGGGAAACGUUCCGGCCCACACGAAGCCUCUCGGGCAGGGGCUAGUGCUAGGCGCGGUUGUGCGCGGCGCGGGCAGAGGCUUGGUCAGCAGGCGGCCACGCUGGGAGGGCCGGCAGAAGGGUGGCCCCGGGAAAGCAACGGCCAUAACUUGGCGGCCGGGCUGGCCAUACAGCGGGCCGAGAAAACCGAGGGCAGAGGGUAGAACGGCGCGCGCGGAGCUCGCAUCCGCCAUCGACAACCGGGAUUUAAAAGCGGUUUCCGGAAGCCAGGACGGCAUCCCCAUGACAACCGACGAGCGCUGUUUGAGGCCUUUGCCUUAGGACAAGGGAAACAACUUUGAUUUGGAGGAACUGCACCUCUCUCCCUCGGUGCUGAGGAGGGAGCCAGAAGCUGUUUUCUGAGGAACUGUGGGAUGUGCCCUUGGAGGCCCAAGGAAACAGAAAGAAGAUGCUCCAAACCAGUAACUAUAGCCUGGUGCUCUCCCUGCAGUUCCUGCUACUGUCCUAUGACCUCUUUGUCAAUUCCUUCUCCGAGCUGCUCCGAAUGGCGCCUGUCAUCCAGCUGGUGCUCUUCAUCAUCCAGGAUAUUGCAGUCCUCUUCAACAUCAUCAUCAUUUUCCUCAUGUUCUUCAACACCUUCGUCUUCCAGGCUGGCCUGGUCAACCUCCUCUUCCGUAAGUUCAAAGGGACCAUCAUCCUGACAGCUGUGUACUUCGCCCUCAGCAUCUCCCUUCAUGUCUGGCUCAUGAACUUACGCUGGAAAAAUUCCAACAACUUUGUCUGGACAGGUGGACUUCAAACACUAUUUGUAUUCCAGAGACUAGGUUCUGCUUUCACUCUGAAAUGAAGACCCAGCAGCAUCCCUGGGGCUGCUUUUCUGCUUGUUACCCACAGCGGCAGUGCUGUACUGUUACUUCUACAAACGGACAGCCGUGAGACUGGGUGAUCCUCGUUUCUACCAGGACUCUCUGUGGCUGCGCAAGGAAUUCAUGCAAGUCCGAAAGUGACCUCUUCUUGUCUCACUGAUGGAUGCCUUUCCUUCCCAACAGAAGCCAGAUUUGUUGCUCUGCGGGGGUUGGCCCUAUGCACAAGGAAACAGGUUGACUUUCCUAGCACAGGAUCAGGCCACUUGUGUUCAGCAGUCAAGAAGGAGGAUCCUCCCUCUUGCAAAUUAAAGUGUUCCCCAUUACAGACCAGUACAUAGCCCUUACUUACCUCCUACCUCAGUUCCAUACCCCCUCCUUUUCUGCUCUAUACUGAUCACUGCUCUCUGAAUCCUCUUCCUCACAGAGUUCUAUGGCUCUUACCUUUGAGAGGCUUUUCCUUUAGCCUGGUACAGGAGUACUUUCCAGCACCCACUUUCCUUGCACCACAAGCUAAUGACUGAAGGAUGCAACAAGUGAUAUUUAUAUGCUCCUGACUCAUCACACCUCAGACAUUUAGAUUUUUAUACCCAAGGUACAUUUUUUACAUUUUAUAAAUAGGAAAUAAAUUGAUUUCUUUUUCCAUAAA
Molecule: messenger RNA, 1610 nt
Organism: Choloepus didactylus (southern two-toed sloth)
Lineage: Eukaryota; Metazoa; Chordata; Mammalia; Pilosa; Megalonychidae
Gene: TMEM138
Product: transmembrane protein 138
Exons: 5
Coding region: 547-945 (132 amino acids)
Cellular component (GO): cilium
Source: RefSeq, a predicted model, not a curated record